This is a messenger RNA of Osmerus eperlanus (European smelt), 4217 nucleotides long. RefSeq names its product tubulin folding cofactor D (gene tbcd). Gene Ontology annotation, molecular function: beta-tubulin binding; GTPase activator activity. Gene Ontology annotation, biological process: microtubule cytoskeleton organization; bicellular tight junction assembly; post-chaperonin tubulin folding pathway. NCBI's taxonomy places the organism in Eukaryota, Metazoa, Chordata, Actinopteri, Osmeriformes, Osmeridae. The record is from RefSeq and is a predicted model, not a curated record. Gene Ontology annotation, cellular component: lateral plasma membrane.
ACCAACGCGAUGCUGCGGGAACUUCACAACAGAGGAACCUACGCAAUCAAGUAAUAGCUAGCUUAAUAUUUGAGGCUCCAAUUUUAGUGCGUGUCAUUUUUGGACAUAAAUAUAUAGAGCUAACCCACAAGCUACAUCCCGUGUAUCGUAGUCGUUUAAUUCAGUUUAUGUCUAGGUCUGGCUACUCUGCUAGCUAGCUAAUCUGACUGGCUAACCAGUUGUCUAACAAACCAGUACGUUAGCAGAGCUUGACUAGUCUAAAGUACAUCUUCAGUCAGCGUAAAGCAUGAAUGAUUGCAUGGCUAUGCAAUUAUUUGAGCUGUUGAUGCAAACUAACUCCAGUGCCUAAAGUUACCGUCUUCUCUGCCAGCACCAGUGCACGAAUUAAACAUUUCACUAAAAGUCAGACAACCAUGGCAUUAACUGAGGUAGACAAUGGGUGCAAUGGGGAGGAUGGUGUUUGCGAGCCCGAAGUUAUUACCAAAACAAGCGUCCUAGGAGGGUUCAGCGAGAGCGCUGAGACCCGUGCCCUUAUAGCGAGUCUACCAGAGGCCUAUGGAGACAUGGUGUCAAGGGAGUCAUGUACAGAGAAAUUCCUGGUCAUCAUGGACCGUUACCAGGAGCAACCACAUCUUCUGGACCCUCAUUUGGAAUGGAUGUUGAACAUGCUGUUGGACCUUGUGAGAAGCGAGAAGUCUCCCCCUCUACUGGCCCAUCUGGGCUUUAAAUUCCUCUACAUCAUCUCCAAGGUGAGAGGCUACAAAGUCUUCAUGCAGCUGCUUCCUCAUGAGGUAGCCGAUGUCCAGCCAGUUCUGGAUCUCUUGUCUAGGCAGGACCCCAAAGAUCCAGAGACAUGGGAAACCCGUUACAUGCUGCUUCUGUGGCUCUCGAUGACCUGCCUCAUACCCUUUGACCUCUGCCGUCUGGAUGGUCAUCUGGACCCAGAAUCGGGUCAGGCCAGAGAGCCUAUUAUGGACCGCAUCCUUGCUAUCACCAAGUCUUAUCUCACAGUCAGUGACAAGUCCAGAGAUGCUGCAUCUGUUCUGGUAUCAAAGUUUGUGACUCGUCCUGACGUGAAGCUGAGGCGCCUGGGAGACUUCCUGGACUGGAGCCUCACUACCAUAUCCCAGGCAGAUGACCAGACCAUGGAGGGGAUAGUGGUGCUGGAUGGGGCUAUGCAAUCUCUGGCCCAGAUUUUCAAGCACGGAAAACGUGAUGAUUUCCUCCAGUAUGCCCCGACCGUGCUCCAGUGUCUGGACCAGCGGCGUCUGUCGGACAGCAGCCAGGCCAUGUUGAGGAAGCUGGGGAUCAAACUAGUCCAGAGACUGGGCCUCACCUUCCUCAAACCACGCCUCGCCAAGUGGAGAUAUCAAAGGGGGAACCGUUCGCUGGCAUCCAACUUGUCUCGGAGUCCGUCGACGUCGACCGCGGACCCCGCAUCCCCCGUCGUGGAAGCUCAGGAUCGGGAGGAGGACUACGACAUUCCCGAGGAGGUGGAGAACGUCAUUGAGCAGCUGCUGGUGGGGCUGAAGGAUAAGGAGACUAUCGUCCGCUGGUCUGCAGCUAAAGGAAUUGGGAGGGUGACAGGAAGGCUUCCUAAGGAACUGGCUGAUGAAGUGGUUGGAUCAGUGCUGGACUGCUUCAGUUUCCAGGAAACAGACAAUGCCUGGCACGGGGGAUGCCUGGCGCUGGCAGAGCUGGGCAGAAGAGGCCUGUUGCUUCCCUCCAGGCUCUCAGAUGUGGUUCCGGUCAUCCUGAAGGCGCUGACCUACGAGGAGAAGAGGGGAGCGUGCAGCGUGGGCGCCAACGUGCGCGACGCGGCGUGCUACGUGUGCUGGGCCUUCGCCAGGGCCUACGAGCCGGUCGAGCUCAAGGCCUACGUCAACCACAUCGCCUGUGCUCUGGUCAUCACGGCUGUGUUCGACAGAAACGUCAACUGUCGCAGAGCUGCAUCGGCUGCUUUCCAGGAGAAUGUUGGAAGACAGGGAACCUUCCCUCACGGUAUUGACAUCCUAACAGCAGCUGAUUACUUUGCCGUGGGGAAUGUGACCAACUGCUACCUGUCCAUCAGCGUUUACAUCGCCAGCUUCCCAGAGUACACCAGGCCAAUGAUCCAGCACCUGGUAGCCAUAAAUAUCAACCACUGGGAUGGGGUGAUAAGAGAGCUAGCGACCAAGGCCCUGCAUAACCUGACCCCUAGGCAGGCUCCAGAAUACAUGGCCUCAACGGUUUUGCCUCAACUGUUGCCAAUGGCGAUGGGCAUCGACCUCCACGGUCGUCACGGAGCCAUCCUGGCCUGUGCUGAGAUCAGCCACGCCCUCUACAAGCUUGCCGCAAACUCCAACAGGCCCUUGACUAGCUUAAUAUCCUCAGAGUGUGUGGAGGGACUGAAAACCAUUCACCAGAAGCUGUUUGACAGGAAGCAGUAUAGGGGUUUUGGUGGAGAGCUGAUGAGACCGGCAGUCUGUACACUGAUUCAGAAGCUGUCCCUCUCCAAGAUGCCCUUCAAGGACGACCCUGUCAUCGCUGGCUGGCAGUGGCUGAUUGACGACAGCCUGAAGAGCCUACACCUCCUCUCCAGCGGAGUUCGGGACGGUGUGAAGGAGGCAGUGGUGCAGGCCCUGGCUGCCCUGUGUGAGGAGUACUACCAGGUCCAGCCCGGCCAGGCUGAUGCUCAGAUGCAGGAGGUGCUGGUGGCCCAGUAUAUCGAGUCUCUGAAGAGUCCGGAGGUGCUGACUCGCUGUGGCGCUGCGCUGGCCCUGGGCACCCUGCCUAGAUUUAUGAUCCACGGCAAACUACAGCCGAUCCUGGAGGGUCUCCAGAAGGCAUGCGUCAUCACCCCGAAAGAAGUGAGCUUCACAGAGGCAAGGAGGGAUGCCAUCCGAGCCACAGCCCAGGUGUGUGUGAAGGUCGGCGUGUGUGUGAAGGGUUCGGCCGACUCGGCGCUGUGUGCCGAGAACGUGACGGAGGUGUACGCCGCUCUGUUGGACUGCAUGAGGGACUACACCACCGACAGCAGGGGAGACGUCGGGGCCUGGGUCAGAGAGGCAGCGAUGACCAGUCUGAUGGAGGCUACUCUCCUGGUAGCCAGCCACGCCCCGGAGCUCCUCGAGCCACAUCUCGUGAAGCGCAUGAUGUGCUGUCUGGCCCAGCAGGCAGCAGAGAAGAUCGACCGCUACAGAGCUCACGCUGGCUCCGUCUUCCUGCGUCUCGUCCACAGCUCCCAGCCCGCAGUACCACACAUCCCCCACCGGGAGGAGCUGUUGAGCAUCUUCCCCCUGGAGGAGGCGGAGAGCCUGAACUGGAAUGCUCCCUCCCAGGCCUUCCCUCGCAUUACCCAGCUCCUUCACCUGGCCCAGUACCAGUACCACGCUCUGCUGGGCCUCACAGUGUCUGUGGGCGGCCUCACCGAGUCCACGGUGCGUUUCUCCUCCCAGUCACUGUUUGACCACCUGAAGGAGAUCCAGCAGGACAGGGCCGCCUUGGGCCAGUUUGAGAACACACUGCUGUCCAUCUUCAGAGACCACCUCCACAAUGACCGGGUUUCUAUCCCCUUCCUGAAGAUGCUGGACCAGAUGUUGGCCAACAGCUGUUUCGAGAUCUUCACCUCGGAAGAGGAUCACCCGUUUGGUGUGGACUUGCUCGCUCUCUGCAAAGAGGAGAUCAGGAAGUCCAAGGAUGUCCAGAAGUUGCGCUCCUGUGUGGCUGUGUUCUGUGGGAUGGUCCAGUUUCAGGGGGAGAUCAGGAGGAAGGUUCUGUUCCAGCUCCUGUUGCUCCUCUGCCACCCGUUCCCUGUGAUCAGGAAAUCCACGGCCAGCCAGGUGUACGAGAUGCUGCUGACCUACGACGAUGUCAUCGACCCCUCAGUGCUGGACGAUGUCACGACUCAGCUGAGCGACACCAACUGGGAGAGUGACAUUGCCACGGUGAGGAGCCACAGGAACCAGAUCUGUGAGUUGUUAGGGGUUCGACCACCCCAGCUGGUCACCAAGAGCCAUGUCCAGUAGUGCACGAGACACGUGCCUUCUCUCGACGGACACAACACAAACCCAGAAGGAAGACCUAUGCAUGACAUGGCACUUCCUGUAGCUGUCUGUUGACCCGAGUGCACUGGUCCAUCUGUCUGCCUGAACACAGAACAUUUAGAAUAAGAACAAGGUUGGCUCUGUUUAACUUAUCAUUGUCACGUCAUAGUCAUUGAAUAAACACAUGAAAAA